Molecule: messenger RNA, 2914 nt
Organism: Gasterosteus aculeatus aculeatus (three-spined stickleback)
Lineage: Eukaryota; Metazoa; Chordata; Actinopteri; Perciformes; Gasterosteidae
Gene: tmem222b
Product: transmembrane protein 222b
Source: RefSeq, a predicted model, not a curated record
UGUCAAUGAGACAAACCAGGUUCAUUUCCCACGGCUGGUGAUGGCGGAUGUUGUUGAAAAAGAUACAAUGAAGAAUUACCGCAUAGCGUCUGAGAAGAUUGACCCGGAGAGCGGUCGCUUCCCUUACUGUGUCGUGUGGACACCCAUCCCCAUGCUGUCAUGGCUGCUCCCAUUCAUUGGCCACAUGGGAAUCUGCACUUCCACCGGUGUCAUCCGGGACUUUGCUGGACCUUACUUUGUCUCUGAGGACAAUAUGGCUUUUGGAAAACCAACAAAGUACUGGAUACUCGACGUCAGCAAAGUCCACGCUAGUGGCUCCAAUGCCUGGGACACAGCGGUGCACGAUGCUUCAGAGGAGUACAAGCACAGGAUGCACAACCUCUGUUGCGACAACUGUCACUCGCAUGUCGCCAUGGCUCUGAACCUGAUGAAGUAUGAAAACAGCACCUCGUGGAACAUGGUCAACAUCUGCCUCCUUGCUCUGAUCCAUGGGAAACACGUGAGCUGUGCAGGCUUUCUGAAGACCUGGCUGCCUUUCCUGAUGUUGAUGGGCAUCAUCCUCACGGUGACCCUGGCUCUCCACCUGCGGUGACCCGGGGCCCAGCUGAAGGACGCAGUGGAAGCUCUGCAGGGCGGAUGUGGGCUCGCUGGUUUCAUCGUUGAUGUAGAGGGAAGUGACGGACCCCCCCCCCCCCCCGCCCACAAGUACCAGGACUCACCUAAUGGAUUGUGAUUAUUACAACGUGCACGUUGUGUAGCUGCAUUGAUCGUCGGGCGGAGGGACACCGCACAGGCGACGUCUCACAGGGGACACAGUUCAUGCCUUGCUUUCAGAUAUUUCUGACGUUUUUUAACUUUACUUUUACUUCAAGGAUGCCAUUUUGAUACCGGGGAGCACAAACAUGUUAAAUCAACUGGAUGCCUUUAUUGGGAGUUUAUUGCAUUUCGUGCUUGAAGUGCUGAAGCUCUUCUACAGUCCUGCCUCUUAAAGCUAAACAUGCCACAGCCGUUUGUAUUUUUGUGCAUGUUCACAAAGGUCUUCUUGACGGCCUGUUGUACAUGCGUCGCUUGUAUCACCUCAUGGCACUACUUUUAAGAAGUUUACAGUAAAUGUUUUAACUACAGAUCACUAGUGCAACGGUCAUAGAAACCUCAAUGAAUGCCGUUGUGAAAGAACAGAAUCGCCCACCUUUUGGGAGACCAGCUCAAACUGUGUCUUUUGUAUAUCUAAUGUUGUUUGUUUUUUAAUGUUUAAACUUCAUUGGUGAGCGACGUGAAAGCCGGUCGAUGUCACAGGUUAUGAAAGCCGGUCUGAUCUCUUUGCACCACUUGAGAGGAUUUAGUUUUUCAUUACACAUUUUGACUUUGAGGGAAGAAGCAAGACUCCGUGCCUGAACACCCCCACUCACGCAUCCGUCUCAUGUCCGUUCAUCUUUGCCACCUAUUUAAGAGCAACUUUGAUUCCAAUUGGUCGUUGUUACUCUCGAUCCGUUGCCAUGGCCGUCGUAAGUAGAUUCCAAUCCCUUCUGUUUGCAGUCAGACAGAAAGUGUUGAGCCCCUCCUUUUGUCCCGAGCAGCAGGUAGUCGGGAUCUCAGGUUUUUCACACUCGUCAGCCCCCUGUUGAAUAUCCUCACCCCCCCCCCCUCCCUCCUCCUGCUCCCUGCUGUUCCCCUCAUCUGCAGAUCACAGUCGACUGUCAGCGCUCUUUGAUGGAGCUUCUGAUACAACGAGGGCAAAAAAUUAGAUAUAAUUUAAGUGUGAUCUCAUAGAUGAAACCGUAUGGAGGGUUUGUUUUUUAGCGCUAACCGGCGCCUCUGUUGAAAGCAGCUUCUCUUUGGCCUCUUGUGCGUGUUGCCAUCUGAUGUGCAUUAUCCCGUUUUACACCAGGUGCUCUUCAUGAACUUUUUAAACUCGAUCGCUCAAUCUACUUAUUUAUCCUUUUAAAUCAUUUUGGGGUGUUGUUCUUUACUCCACAUCUGUCGUCUCUGCUCAGCCUGCUUAAGUUAAAGUCGAUUUCAUGAAAUAGCCUCUGCUGAGUUUAGCUACAAAAUCAGCAAUUUUUUCCCCCGAGCAUUUUAAGUGGGGAAACGGGAAAGAGAAGGAGGCUCUGCCUUUAAUUUGACUGGUGCAUUCACGCAAAUAUUUCGUGACGUAUUUCAUGCCUUUAUUGUAAAGAAUGUUCGAUGUCGAACAUUGAAGGGAAGCAAACAGCCUUCUGAGAGAUGUAACUAAAAGUAGCAUGUGUUUAAAAUAAAUAUGCUCAUUAUGUUUAAAAUAAAUAUGGUCAUUAUGCCGGAAGACACGUUUGCGUCUCCUCCCAGGCUUUGAGAAUGUGGUUGUGUGGAAAUAAAUAGAAACGGAGACAUGAAAACCCCUUUUGGUUCUCUGCAAAUUGCUCCAAAUGUUGUGAAAUGGGAGACAAACCGCUUCAUUGGUUUUCCUCAUUCGUUUGAAGUUUGAGCUAUGAGAGGUAAUGAAUGAAUGGACCAAUGAGAUCAGCACAUAAAGCUCACAACAUUGACAUUAUAGCUGCUUUGGAUGUAUAAAUAUGUAUAUUUUAGGACCAGAAAUAGAAAUUGUAAAGAUGAACAGCGUACCGAUCCCUUUACUGGAGCGCAAGUGCAAAAUUCAGCUUCAGAUCAUUUGAAGGGUUUUAAAUGUUUUGUGCCGCGGUGCCUCGUAUCCAAGAGCCAGGUCCAGGAAUGUGGAGACCUGUGGAUCGAGUGGACAAAAGACCACCGGGAUGCUAUUAUCAGUCCCACCAUCCAUAUAUACACCAGCCGGCAAUUUCAACAACCCUCUUGUUUCUGUAAUCCCCAAAACACCUCUUUAAUGCUGCAGGAUCAUUCGGCCCACAGGGACAGGAAUGUGUUUAUCACUUACAGCUAUAAUACAAUAAAGGGGUAGAUUAUU